ACAGAAUAACAGAUUUUUUAUAUUCGUUGUUAAAAACACCGACACGUUGUGGCACUCCAAUGUCAGUCUCAGAUCUCGAUCAGUAACAGUGAAGCCUGUUUGCGAGUAAUUUUGUAGGGGAAUCUCAACGUCUGUGUACCCAAUCGUAGUUCAAUCGCAUGGCAAUGGCCGUUCGCGGAAGCAGAGGUGGUGGAUCCGGUGGUCUGAAUUCCGGUUUUCGGAGCUUCUUCUCGUACCGGAUCUUUGUCUCCGCCAUGUUUUCUCUUCUCUUCAUCGCCACGCUCUCCGUCGUCCUCACCACACAGCCCUCUACACAAAACGAUGACUCUCAACUGCCGAUUACCUCGAACGCUUAUGUGGGUCGCAGUUUCUUAGCGUUAAAAUCGGACCCAUUAAAGACUCGAUUGGAUUUGGUUCACAAGCAAGUGAACGAUCACAUGAUGCUUCUGAAUGCUUAUGCCUCUUAUGCGAGGAAGCAAAAGCUUGAUAUUUCCAGGCAAAUGAAGAUGUUUGAUGAGUUAGCGACGAAUAUUUCUGAUCUCGCGAUGAAACCCAAUUAUCGUUCGGCUUUGUUUGAAUCUGACGGGCCUGUGGACGAGGAUGUGUUGAGGCAGUUCGAGAAAGAGGUGAAGGACAAGGUGAAGAUCGCUAGAACCAUGAUUGCAGAGACCAAGGAGAACUAUGACAACCAGAUGAAGAUUCAGAAAUUGAAGGAUACCAUAUUCGCUGUGAACGAGUUACUGGCUAAGGCCAAGAAGAACGAGGUGCUUGCCAGCAGUAUUGCUGCUAAAUCGACCCCCAAGAGUCUGCAUUGCCUGUCGAUGAGGCUUGUUGGGGAAAUGAUUUUGGCACCGGAAAAUUACACAGAUGAGGGUCCAGAGCCAGAAUUUGAGGAUCCAAGUUUGUAUCAUUACGCAAUUAUUUCUGAUAAUGUUCUUGCGGUGUCGGUUGUGGUGAAGUCAGUGGUGAAUAAUUCAGACGAGCCAUGGAAACAUGUGUUUCAUGUGGUGACGGACCGGAUGAAUGCAAAUGCAAUGAAAGUUUGGUUCAAGAAGAGGCCUGCGGAAGGGGGUGCCUUUGUGGAGAUAAAGGCAAUGGAGGAUUUCGCUUUCUUGAACUCAGAGUAUGUGCCGGUGUUGAAGCAGCUCCAAUCAGGACACAUACAGAAUUUUUACUUUGCGAAUAAGGCAGAGAAUUCGAAUAAGGACAUGAGUAAUAUCAAGUUUAAGAACCCCAAAUAUAUGUCCAUGUUGAAUCAUCUACGAUUUUAUUUGCCAGAGAUGUACCCCAAGCUGCACAAGAUCUUGUUUUUGGACGACGAUGUUGUGGUGCAAAAGGACUUGACUCAGUUAUGGAACAUUAAUUUGGAUGGCAAAGUGAACGGGGCUGUGGCAACCUGUUUUGGGUCAUUUCACCGUUAUGGGCAGUACUUGAACUUUUCACACCCUCUCAUUAAGGAGAAGUUUAAUUCCAAGGCUUGUGCUUGGUCAUUUGGGAUGAAUAUUUUCGAUCUCGAUGCUUGGAGACGAGAGAAAUGUACGGAACAAUAUCAUCACUGGCAGAAGAUGAAUGCAGAUCGAACUUUGUGGAGACUGGGUACCCUUCCAGCUGGCUUGGUGACCUUCUACUCCACAACAAAGUCACUGGACAAAUCUUGGCAUGUUGUAGGACUUGGAUACAAUCCAAGUAUUAGCAUGGAUGAAAUCAAUAAAGCUGCUGUUAUUCAUUACAAUGGGAACAUGAAACCUUGGCUUGACAUUGCUAUAAACCAGUACAAGGAACUCUGGACCAAAUAUGUGGACCAUGGAAUGGAGUUCGUGGGAGCGUGCAAUUUCGGUCUCUAGAUGAGUAUGAUUGCUGCUCUGUCAUCCUCAAGUAAUACGGGUGCGAGUUGCAGAUAGUUUUCCAUGGUGGGUAAUUACUAGUUGCUGGAUCCUUUUGUCAAACAAGCAAAGCUCCAUAAUUUUGCUUCUGUUUUCCUUUAUUGUUCUGAAAAUGAUAUUAUGAUUCUCUGUCUCUCUCUCUGAGUUGUAUCCAGAAAAGAUGGGAAUGAAGGCUCAAUAUUGAUUCUUUUGAUUGAAAUGUUUUAAAUGAAUGAAUUUAUUGACCAGAAAUUGCAUUCUAAUGCUGUUUGAUUUUGGCAGCUUUGAUU
Molecule: messenger RNA, 2152 nt
Organism: Tripterygium wilfordii
Lineage: Eukaryota; Viridiplantae; Streptophyta; Magnoliopsida; Celastrales; Celastraceae
Product: probable galacturonosyltransferase 9
Exons: 3
Coding region: 159-1844 (561 amino acids)
Molecular function (GO): polygalacturonate 4-alpha-galacturonosyltransferase activity
Source: RefSeq, a predicted model, not a curated record